Messenger RNA from Bradysia coprophila, 2132 nucleotides. RefSeq names its product alpha-1,3-mannosyl-glycoprotein 2-beta-N-acetylglucosaminyltransferase (gene Mgat1). Gene Ontology annotation, molecular function: alpha-1,3-mannosylglycoprotein 2-beta-N-acetylglucosaminyltransferase activity. The record is from RefSeq and is a predicted model, not a curated record. Lineage: Eukaryota; Metazoa; Arthropoda; Insecta; Diptera; Sciaridae. Gene Ontology annotation, biological process: protein N-linked glycosylation. Gene Ontology annotation, cellular component: Golgi apparatus.
ACUUUUCAAAUGUCAAAGUGACAACGAAUAAGAAACAUACACACAUCAACUUUUUCUUUUCUAUAUAAACUCAGGCUGUUGCCAAUCAGAUAACAUUUAAUUACUAGCAUACUAAACUAAUUUUACAAAAUAAAAAAAUACGUCAGAUAACAGACAUGUAUCAAGGAAUAAAAUGUCCACAUCACCGAUAAUACAUCACCCAACGUGUUUGACUUUACGUUACCGAAAGUGUGUUUCUCUGUCACGUAAAACGUAAAUCUUUUAUUUUAUCCCAUUUUCGAUAAUGAUGCAAAAGAGGCACUAAGCUAUCAAUUUUGUUGAUAUGAACUGCUCGAUGAAAAGUUGUAAUAAGAUUUUGUAUCAUGAGAUCGAAGAAAGCCGUUUUGAUAGCAUCUUUUUUGUGUGUCUGGACGAUAAUAACGUACAUACUGUUUAUGCGACAAACAUUCGAAGUUGAUAGUAAACACAAACAUAUGGAAAAUAAGUUAAAUUAUUUGGAAGCAGGUAUACAAGAGGAGGCAGAACAACAUGAUAUAUUACUACACCAGUUCGUAAGUGUGGUUAAAAGUCGUGCAGAGUUUCAAAUGACCAGUAGUACAACAACAUCAACUCAAAACGCUGAAAAAAAUGACCGCGAACGACUCAAUGGUGUCAAGGAAAUAUCUCUGGUGGACAAUAGCAUACCGAAUCCGAACCGUCACAAUUUAAGUCUGAUUCAGAAACAUGGGAACGGUGAGUUCAAAGGUCCAGUGAUACCAGUUCUGGUGUUUGCUUGCAAUCGUGUUUCGGUUAAAAAUUGUCUGGAAAAUUUGGUUGAUUAUCGGCCGAAUGCCGAACAAUUUCCCAUAAUUGUGUCACAAGAUUGUAACGACGAGCCGACCAGAAAUGUCAUAUUGUCGUUCAAGGAGGUCUUUUUAAUUUCUCAGCCAGACCAAACGGAUAUUCUAGUUCCGCCAAAGGAAAAGAAGUUCAAAGGCUAUUACAAGAUCUCUCGUCAUUAUGGUUGGGCGUUAAACACAGUUUUCAGUGAAGGCUUUGAUUAUGUGAUCAUAGUCGAAGAUGAUCUGAAUGUUUCACCAGAUUUUUACGAAUAUUUUCUGGGAACGCAUGAGCUGUUGAAAAACGACUCAUCGCUAUGGUGUGUGUCAGCGUGGAAUGACAACGGAAAGGUUGGCAAUAUUGACGAGAAUGCUUCCAGUCUGUUGUACAGAAGUGAUUUCUUCCCAGGACUGGGUUGGAUGUUGACGAAGGAAUUGUGGACCGAAUUAUCUGUCAAGUGGCCAAAAGCAUUUUGGGAUGAUUGGAUACGUCAGCCUCAACAGCGUAAGGACCGAGUAUGUAUUAGACCGGAAAUAUCAAGGACUCGAACUUUUGGAAAAGUUGGCGUGAGCAAUGGAAUGUUCUUUGAAAAACAUUUAAAAUUCAUCAAAUUGAGCGAAGUCUUCGUCCCAUUCACUGAAAUGGAUCUGUCUUACUUGCUGAAGCAAAACUAUGACAAAACAUUCCUGUCUAAAGUAUAUUCGUAUCCGGUCGUAACCUUUGAGGAACUGAGACGAGGGAAUGUGGUUACAAAAGGUGAACCAGUUCGAAUACAGUACAAUACCAAAGACCAAUAUAAACGAACUGCCAAGUUGCUAGGACUAAUGGACGACUUUAAGAGUGGCGUACCGCGUACUGGAUACCAUGGAAUCAUUUCCUUUUUUUACAACGAUCAGCGCGUGUAUCUUGCACCGAAUAGUAAUUGGAAAGGAUAUGACCUAUCGUGGAGCUAACAGAAUUUGGUUGUCAGUGCAUCAUCAGCAUGCAGUAAAAUUAACACAAAGUUUUUGAGAGUUUUCUUUUGCGGUUUCUUUGUUGACAUGAGCGUGAAAAUCGGUGGUUUGUUCUUAGUUUUUCCAAAUAAAUUUGUGUGAUGAGGAACGGGCACGGUGUAAGUUUACAAAGUUUUGCAUUAAUAUUCGAUUGUGAUGAUGAUGUGUGUGUGCCACAAAUUGCGAUGAGUCGGUCUAAGUCACAUUGUCAGUUUUUUUAAUAAAUUUUUUUUUUGUUUCAACAAACCCUUACGAUAUAGCUGCUUUCCACUCAGACACUUUGUUGUCUGAUUAAAAUCAGUACUAUAUAUGAUGGAAGGA